This is a messenger RNA of Monodelphis domestica (gray short-tailed opossum), 9327 nucleotides long. It is a transcript of the gene ZMAT3, whose product is annotated as zinc finger matrin-type 3. Gene Ontology annotation, molecular function: nucleic acid binding; zinc ion binding. NCBI's taxonomy places the organism in Eukaryota, Metazoa, Chordata, Mammalia, Didelphimorphia, Didelphidae. The record is from RefSeq and is a predicted model, not a curated record.
UGACCAGCUGGAAGGGCUCACUUGCAUUGGCUGGGGAAAACCAGCACUGGUUAUUAUUAGAUGAUGGAAGAUUUUUAAAUGUGGCUUAUUGAAACCAGUCUAGUUACUUUAUAGUCACAGCCUAUAGAUGAGAAUAAACUGACUAACCAAAUUCCUAUGAUAGUCAAAAAAGAAAUUUAUUUUAGAAGGCGAAUAAGAAAUUGCAUUAAUAAAAGGGAAAAAGAAAACUGUCACUGCUUGUGGCCACCAGAAACCCUACAAGGUUGGUAACAGAGAAACUGAAAGGCCUACAGGCUGCUAAUUCAUCUUGGGGGUGGAAUGCUUUGAACCUAAUUUAAUUUAUUUCUACUAUUCUGAUUCAAGUUCUUUUCCACCAUGUUUUUUGUCAACAAUCUUCAGUGAAACUCAGCAGAUUUGAAGAUCAGGCCCUCUCCUGGCCCCCGGAGCAUGCCCACCCUCCUGCCCAAUGAUCCUCUUGCAGCACACCGGACUUCCUUCCCCUGAGCAGCUUUCACCCCCUCCUCCUAUGUCAGUGGCCACCAGGUCAAGAACCACCUUUUUGCUGUCCUCGCAGAGACCUCUGGGGCUGGAGGCCACUUUGCCCCUGACCAGGGCGCAGGAGCUCACUCGAGCUGGGGCCGUGGAGCCAGAUUUUACCCUGGAGGAGCUAUGUAGGCCCCUGUACUGUAAACUCUGUAAUGUCACCUUGAACUCGGCCCAGCAAGCUCAAGCUCAUUAUCAGGGUAAAAAUCAUAGUAAGAAACUCCGGAAUUACUAUGCGGCGAGUACCUGUCCAGCCUCUACCAGAAUGAGCAAUAUAGUGGAGCCUGUACCCCCUCCUGUUGUGCCAGCUCCCCCCCAGGUGGAUGUCUCUAAGCCGGGAAGCAGAGUGAUCAGGGCCACAGAGAAUGAUUACUGUAAGCUCUGUGAUGCUUCAUUUAGUUCUCUAGCUGUGGCCCAGGCUCACUAUAAAGGGAAGAAUCAUGCCAAGAGGACACGACUUGUGGAGGCCCAAAACAACCUGUCCUUGGAUUCAUCAGAGGUGAGUCAACGGAGGACCCGGAAAGAAGGGAAUGAAUAUAAAAUGAUGCAGAAUAGGAGGAAUGCAUAUGCUCUUCAGAAUAACACAGGGCCUUACUUCAAUCCCCGAUCUCGACAGUGGAUUCCCCGUGACCUUGCCAUGUGUGUCACCCCCAGUGGCCAGUUUUACUGCUCCAUGUGUAAUGCUGGGGCUGGUGAAGAGAUGGAAUUUCGGCAGCAUUUAGAAAGUAAACAACACAAGAGCAAGGUGUCCGAGCAGCGGUACAGGAACGAGAUGGAGAAUCUGGGAUACUUAUAGUGAUGCUCAUUGCUCUGAUUGUAGUUUUCAGAUAAAGCAGUUUGUCUUGCCUGCUUCUUUUGCCUUCUGUCAACCUGUCCUGCUUUGUGGCCAUUUCUAACAUGCCUCUGCUUCUCUGUAGAUAUGUGUAAACCUAAUGGUACCUAGAGGCAUUAAAAUCUGAUUUAAAAAGAAUGAACUUUUUGGGUCAUGAUGGGUUUUCAGGUUAGUUUUAUUUGGCUAAUCUGCAGAAGGCAUGUGGCCUUACCAUAUGGGAGAGUAGCUUUGGAAAGUAACGAGUUGCAGGGAAGUAUAGGUUUCAGUUCUCCAUGCCUUUAUAUGGGCUACCAUCUUGGUGCCGUAUGAGUAGGAUGAUUGGUACAAAUGGCUUCAGAGUCUUUCCUGACACUUUAAUUCCUAUUAUAAUGUGAUUUCUUCAUAGAAUUACAACGGUCUUCCAUUGUGUGAAUUUCAUUGAACCCCAACAUAUUGAAUACACCCUCCUUUUGGCCAAGUUUCAUUUCUAGUUUCUGAUCUCUGCCUGCCUUCCAUUUCUUUACCACUACCAUCUGCUUCAUAGAUAGACACUUUUCAAUUUUAAUCAGCUUGAUUUUAUGUAGUUCUCAGCUAUGCUGUGAAUGUCAUAAGUCUAUACAACUUUAACCUCUGAGCUUUUAUAAAAAUGGUAGUGUGUAUGUGUGUAUGAAUGAUUAUUUCAGAAAAUGGGCAAAAUCUUGGCCAGUUUUCAAUCCAAGGAUUGUAUUAUGUUGUGUAAUAAUAUGCACUUAUGUGGGAGUUUCUGGCCAUAAGAUUUGGACUGCUUCAUGGAUGUUAUGAAUGAUUUCAUGCUUACCCACUAUAUUUGCUAUGCUGGACCUUCUCAGUGUUCUGAAGGGUACCAGCUAUGUUUUGUUCUGUAAAUAAAGCAGGAAAAAAAUGUAUUUUAGUUUUUACCAUUUCUGCAUUUGAAGUACACAGCAUUUGGCUUUUUAUACUUUAUUUUCUCUGGAAUGACCACAAUCAUUCUAGAAUAUUAUGCAUGUAAGGUCAUUGAAUUAGGUAUCUCUUUGCAACUCCUCUUUCCCCUCUGACUGCCCUGCUCCCGCCUUCUCCUGCUCUUCUAUAGGUGCUUGGGUAACUGAUGUAGUGCUUCUUGGUGUUGAUAAAAACAUUUACUUCAUUUCUCAGAAAGACUGUACCUUUACUGCUUUUUUUCUAACCUUUUUCUCCUUUUAAAAUAAAAAGGGCCAUGGCUAAAAGUUCCCUUAAGUGACUAUUUCUCUGAGCUUAGAUUGCAUCAUUUUGCUAAUUCUCAUCUUUUGUUGGUCAUUUGAUUAAAUAUGCCCCUCAGCUUUUCUUAAAAAAUGUCUCAUCCUUCUCCAUUUACCUUCAGGUAGAAUAUGAGAUCAAUUUCAGAGUACUGUAGUUUCUUCAUUUUUAUACUUGAACUUGGGGACAAUUAGAUGAUAUCCAAUGGGCCUACUUUCUAUGAAAAAUGGUAGAGGCAUCAAGAGAGAGUUUUUUUUCUAGAGACAGGAGGGUGAUCAAUUUUGUGACUUCUUAGAAGUCUAUCUCUCAGCCCCUUUGUUUUAAGAAAAAUCAGCUUUAUAGAUUUGUCUCAAAAAUGAGAAAUUGAGGGUUGUUUUGGGUCUUUCCCAAUGACCAGUAAGUUUUUUCCUUUGCUGCUAAAGAUCUAUCUGACUGUCUGUCUGUAAUAUUCUUGUGCUAGCCAUUUAAUUCUGUGAAUCUUAGUUCUAUCGUUUAUUGUAAGGAUGUUUAUUUAGUUUUAUAUGUUAGCUCCCAGAGAGAACUUGCCUAGUUGAUUUCAGAGCACUGUGGGAAAAAAUGCUGGAUGCUGAUUUUAUUUUACAGAAGUUGGAUUGCACUUUUAUUUAGUUAAGCACUUGGAAAUAAAAUAGAAUCAAGUUUUUUGCCUCUAACCUUCCAGCUGCUCUACACACUGGAAAUAUACUUACUUAUCAUUUACUUAUGGUUUUCUUUCUACUUGUGUGACUUUAAGCAAGCAACCUUCCCUCUGGACCUGUUUUUCUCAUCUAUAAAUGAAAGGGUGAGCCUAGAAGGUUUAAGGAAUGUGCAUUCCCAGUGGUAUUAAUGCCUGUUAGGAGCAUGGAAAUGUGGUUCAUUGGUCCCUCUUCUGCCUUGUUUUGAAAAAAACUUUUAAGAAGAGAGUUGGAUGAAGGCAUUACCUUUUGCUACCUAUAAUUUCUUCCCAGCUAUAAUUUCUGUGCACUAAAGAAGAACCAGUAGUUUGGGCAUGUUCUUGCCUGUAACAAUUCAGUCUUACUCUUUCAGACUCUAGAGUCUUUCUGCCAAGCAUUGCUCAUUAUCAUUCAUAGUGGUUCCAUUCCAUGCCCAUUGGAAGAAUCCCAAAGACAGAUUCCAGUUAGGAGUCUGUUUUUGCAAUGAAUUACACAUGCAUGAUAUUCUAAAAGCAGAACGACAAAAGUUACUAGGUAGCAUAUCUUGGAAUUAAUACAAGUCUGCACAAUAGUUGUAAAUUCUCAUGCUUGUGCCCCUCCUUUCCAGGGACUACAUUCCCUCAAGUCAAACAGAUUCCUGGUGGUGCUUUGAGCAAUGGGAUGAGAGGUUUGCUAGUCCAUCCGUCCUUCCUCCUUCCCUUCCUCUUUCAGUCCUGGUGCCCCCCAGACUCAUAUUAGUAUUUGUGGGAAGUGUGUAUGUGUGCAUGUAUAGUGAGCACAGUGCUCACUUAUGUGUUCUUUGGAAGAAACAUUGUGGGCCUAAAGUCCUGGAAAUGUUUAGUUUGAGCUAUCCUCAGCCUGGAGUCUGUGAACUUGUUUUCUGAACAAAAAUAUUUUGAUAAUUCUAUUUCCAUACAGUUGGUUUCCUUGUAAUCCUUUGUAGUUUAUAUUAUGCAUUUAAAGCAAAACCAUUAGUUUUAGAAAGGUUUCACCAGACAGCCAAAGGUGUCCAUGCCAACAAAAAAGGUUAAAGAUCCCUGGUUUAUUCAAAGGAAGUCAGUAGAUUUCAAGGGUCAUCUGAAAGAAUGGAAAACCAUUUUGAGCAAAAAAAAAAAUCCUUGUUCAAAUAUUGGCCUCAAGAUAUAUUUUAGCAUCUCUGCUACUGUUUCUUGCUAAGCUGCAAAGAUCUUCCAGUUGUCAAAGGAACUGGCCUGUUUAAACGGCUCAAUCAUUGAAGUUUUUAAAAUAGAAAGAAAAUCACAUCUGUGAUAUAAUGUGGUCUUUUCUCACAAAGACAGGCAGUAACUUGAGUAUGUCCUUCUUUUAGCUAUCAUGUGCUAUAUCCAACAGGUGUAACGUCCAUUUUUCACAGGUCCAUGCUGCUUCAUUUCCUUGUCCUUUCUGGUUUCAGUGGAGUCUGUGAGGUGCCAGGAAGCUUUCUGAAUCCUGUGCUGUUUGGGGCAGCUAGGUAGCACAGGAGAUAGAACACUAGGCUUGGAACUGGGAGGACUGGGCUCAAGUCUGGCCUCAGAUUCUACCUAGUUGUGUGACUCUGGGCAAGUCACUAAAUCCUGAUUGCCUCACCCUUGCCAUUCUUCUGACUUAGAAUUGGUACUUAGGCAGAAGCUUCAAGUUUAAAGUUUUUUUUUUAAUCCUGUAUUUUUAAUAUAUAUAUAUAUAUAUAUAUGUAUGUAUAUAUAUUGUUUACUUAAGAAAACUAGUUUCAUUUUUGGUUUUUCCUUUUAAUUUUAGCAUAAAGCUAUAUAAGAUUUUUGGAGAGUGGCCACAGGGAAGAGUUAUGGGUAUUGCAACUCAUUUCUACCCUGUGCAAGUUAAAUAGCUAACGUUUUCAGGUCUUUCUAUGCCAUGGAACCUUCCCAUAGAUCAGUCAACAAGCAUUUACUAAAGUUCCAGGCACUGUGCUAAACUCUGGGGAUACAAAGAAAAAAAAAUCCCUGCCCCAGCGAGCUUAAAUUCAAGCCUGGGGGCUUCAAAUCUGCUUAAAUGAACAUAGAAGACUGCACACAUGGAUACAUAGCCCUGAAGAGGCUUCUGUAAAGCGGGCAGCACUGCUGCCAGUUUAUUUCCUGGAAGGCACAUCAAAGUAUCCCUUAUUUUCCUAGAUUUAUGCCUAUUCUUAGAUGAGUAGCCGGGGAAUUUUAGUCAUUUACUUCCUUAGAUUUUAACGUUGGACAUCUGAAAGUAACAUUUGAGAGGCCAGGUUGGAGGACUUUGGCCAAGACAGUGCAACUCUAUUAAUAUUACUGGUUUCAUGGGUAUAAACUGGUUAAUUAGUGUUGUUAUACUGAUUAGCAUAAGUUUAGUGGAAACUUGCACAUGGAAAUUGAAAAAUGACUGAGUGCUUAAAUUUGUUUAUGCUUAAAAUUAUUAUUUUAAAAAUAGCCUAAUCUUUCUUCCUGAAGUUUACAGAUAAUAAAAAUAUCUGUUUAAAAAGUGAUCAUUGAAAGGCAACAUGGUAGGGUAAAUAGAGGGCUGGCCUUGAUGUCAAAAGAACCUUGAUUCAAGUUCUAUUUCUGCUUGUUUUGGCUUUGUGCCCUUGUACCAAAGACUUAGGGGGCCUUUUUGGCCUAAACAAAUCUUUAGGAUUACAAAUCAUCAGUCUGAAUUAGCAGAGUUUGUUUCCACACCAAAGGUUCCAUACACAGAUGAAAUCAGAGGGUUUGGGAUUCCCUAACCCCUCCUCCAAAUGGCACAGGCUAUUCAUUUUGAUGUUGAAUUUCUUCUUCUCCAGUUCCCAGAUGCAGAGUUAACUGUUAUUGCUAAUGGCCCCUAGAUGGACCCUUUCUCCUCAUUUUUGAGGCUCAUCGAGGAGUCCCCUCUGCCAUGUAGGCUAGGGGUGUGGGUUGAAUCGGUGAUUUCAUUGAGAUAGAGAAUCUAGGUGAAGAAACUCCCCCUGCCAAGGAAGUGGACCCUUCUCUUCAGCUUUGUAGUUUUAGCAGUCGUCACCAAGAAAUGUGUCAGAGGCAGCAUUCUGCACCCUGACCUUCCCAGCUUCCAGGCUCUGUCUCUCACCACCACUCUGUGUGUGCCUUUGCCCCCAUCCCCACCUCCCCUUGGUGGUAGUAGUGGGUUCAAGAAGCUUGCUUUAAGCCCAGACUACAAGUGCCUUUAGCAGGUGCUCACAAACCUCAAGAAAGAACCUGAUGAAGCCUGUGCCAGUCCUGGGCUGGUUUCAGUUCUGAUUCAGAGAUCGACAACCUGGAGCUAAGUAGGUUUGUGUAAUCCUUUAUGUCAACAUUACCAUUGUACACGAUCUUAGUUUGACCCAUAAUAAAUAGUCUUCACUACAGAUGGACCAGACAAAGUGACUCCUGACAAUUAACCCAGUUUUCCCACAGUGACCAUGAUAGCCAUCCCCUUUCCCCUUUUAUCUUACAUGUUUUUCAUUCAUCUUUAAAUAUAAUUUGGGAUCAGGGAUAAUUUCUUCCUUUUUUAAAAAAAAUUUCUGUCUUAUAAUCAAUAUUUUGUAUUGGUUCUAUGGCAGAAGAGUGGUAGGACUAGGCAGUAGGGGUUAUGUGACAGGAUCACACAACUAGGAAGUGUCUGGGGUCAAAUUUGAACCCAGGACCUCCCAUCUCUAGCCCAGGUUCUACCUUCUGAGCCACCUAGCUGCUCCUUGCCCCGCCAUUUCAUUUUCGGUUCUUAUUUGUCAACUUUCAAGGUGUAAGCCCAUAUUGUGAACCUACUUUUACCUUUAAAGUGUUAGCAUUUUUUUUUAAAGGUUCUAUGUCACCUCAAUGAGUAAGAAGUUAAUGAAUCCUCUUUUGCACUGUAAUUUUUCAAGCUUUUGCUUUGUGUCUGGGAUUUAGGGAGACAAAUUCCCACCAAAUCAAGACGUUCCUUGGUUGUGAUCAUUUUAAGAAUGCUGUCAGGUUUCCUAUAACUUAAAAAUAAAAAAUAAGAAUUCAUUUAUUCGGAUUUUUUUUUAAACUGACCUUUGGGAAUUAACUUAGGGUCCUGCCCAUCUCUUGGCCAUUUAGGGUUGAUUAUCCAAUUCUGAGCUUCAUCCAAUCCAUUUUUAUUUCUCUCAUUUGUUACCCUUCUGUAGGGUGCUUUGCUGCCUUGAAAUUUUUUUCUGUCUGAGAACAAAAGAGAAUAGAGAGAUGAGGUGAAACACUGACCCUUUUAGUUGAACAAGUUUCAGCUGUUUGAAGUCUGGGCCGUUGGAAGAUGGACACCAUUGACUUCAGUAGAGUGUUUGGAUUGACCAAGAACUGUCAUUGUCAAAACUCCUUUGGCAGAGGUUAGGGUGGAUAAUUGAGUGUUGUUCACGCUGUAUUCCAAGUCAUGAGUCUUAUUAAUGAUACAUAGAGCAUUUCUCUAGGGCUUUUCAGACAUUAAUGAGUUCCAUGGCACAUCCCUGUAUUUUAUUAUUUAUGUCAACUUGGUGGGCAAAGCCUGACUGAUUUGGCCCAGGGCUUAGUGAGUGAGGGAGAAACAGAGCCAGAAUUCAAUCUUAGAAAUCCCUAAUGUGUACUCCUUGACUCGGUUUCAAAGCCACUGAUCACUGCCCACAAAAAAAGAUGAUGAGAAAAUGUGUUUUACUUAUUGGAAUUUUAUUAUUUAUUGCAAAAUUGUUUUUAGAAACUUUUUUUUAAGCCUUGAAAGAUUAAUAUAGUUACUUCAGAGGGGCAAGAUGUAAUCAUAGAUAACAACCAGAGUCUUACCACAGUAGGCAGCAUGUUAUCAUAGAUAACACAACCCAAGACUCAGCCUGGGUUCAAGUCAAUCUCUGAAACAUACUGGCUGUGUGAUCCUAGGCUAUACUAGUGACUUCACAGGUCUGGACCAAAAAAAGGUACUUUGAACCCUCUGUAGGGGAAGAAGCCACUGGCCACCAUAUUCAUUCCUCCUUUCUCUAAGUGCUAGAAGCCAUAGUGUCAACAGUUGCCUUUUCAAAGAUGUUCUUAUUUUGCAUUCCAAAUAGCCCUCUUACUCUCUUCCUUCCUCUUUCUCUGUAAGUGUGCGUUAGUGACUCCUUCACUAGUGAAAAUCAAUGUAUCUCACUGCGUGUAUAUUUAUUCUUUAUAUGAUGUAUUUUUAUAGAAAACAAAAUCACAAAGCCUCAAGUAUCGUGAUGGAUGGUACCAUCUGAGAACAAAUCCCAUCUGGAACCCAGCUUAUGGUUGUUCACUGAAUCUGGAUGGGAAACACCUUAUUUAUUUUAGGUUCUCCUAAGGAUAAAAAUCCCAUUGUAAUUUGGGAGGUCAUUUGUCAUCUUAUUGCUUUAAAACACACGAGUCUUCUCUGUUUCUGUGACUCAGGGUGCCAUUUUGCAAGAAUGAAACGAUGAUUCUGCGUUUGCUGAUGUUUACCUUUGUGUAAAGAGGGGUACCACCCCUCCCCCCGAUGCAUCGUGGCCGUUGGAUCUGUGUCUGCUACAUCUGCUUCGUAAUGCCUUAUCCAGACUAGGUCAGAGUAUGGUAGACAGCGUACCAUGUGCCCCUAGUUUUACCCUUUCCCAAAAGCGGUGUCAGUGAAUGUAUGCCCCAGAACCCAAAGCAUUCCCGAUGUUGCUUCUAGGUCUAAGCCCUGACUCUAGCAAUGAGAUGCUUUUGAGCUGGAGAACAGAAUUUCAGUGAGAUUCCAGGUAGGAUUGGAAAGAACCAUUGAUGUGGCGGCAUAGUGAGCUCCUUUGUUCUUUCUCUAGUGCAAUCUGAAGAGUUCAAUCUAAACAGUGGGAAAGUGUAUCUUGUCCUCUAUGUUUUGCCAUAAAUGUUGCCUGGAGACUUGGGGGCUUCAUGCUUACUCCCCGUUUGAGAAAUCUCUCGUGUUUGGGGAUUGCACAGAUGACAAAAGGUGUUAGGACUAAAACCAACCAAAUGUGAAUUGUGAAAUUAAUACUGUUCUUUAAUUUGGGGGGGCGGGCGGGGAAGGGGUCAUUUGGUUUCCUUUGAUCACUGCUUAAUAUACAACCUGAAAGAUGCUUAAGAUGUAACUGCUAUUACUGGCUUCUUUUCACUUAGUGCUCUGUCCUCAUUUUAGAAAAGGCUUGAAAUUAUAACAGGCGUUUUGUGUCACAAUUUAAUAAAAAUAAUUUGACCCUCA